Molecule: messenger RNA, 705 nt
Organism: Aureobasidium subglaciale EXF-2481
Lineage: Eukaryota; Fungi; Ascomycota; Dothideomycetes; Dothideales; Saccotheciaceae
Exons: 3
Coding region: 1-705 (234 amino acids)
Cellular component (GO): plasma membrane
Molecular function (GO): acetate transmembrane transporter activity
Source: RefSeq, a predicted model, not a curated record
AUGUCCAACUCUCCAGCGACCGAGACUUACGACCACAUCCCGAAGAUUGAAAGUGGCCGUGAUGUGGAACACUUGGAGCGGAUGAGAACAGCGGGCGGCCAUGUUGAUGAUCGUUCUCAGCCUUCUUUACCUGUUGUUCAUCGCUCCUUCGCCAAUCCCGCUCCCUUAGGCUUGCUUUCCUUUGCCACCGGUAUAUUCUUGAUCUCAAUCCUUGGUGUGCACGCUCGCAACAUUCAGACUCCAAAUGUGCUUGUCGGUGUGCUGCUUUUUUUCGGAGGAGUGUGUCAAUUCAUCUCCGGAAUCAUGGAGUUCGUGGCUGGCAAUACAUUCGGUGCCACAGUCUUCCCUUCUUACGCAGCAUUCAACUUUUCGUAUGCUAUGAUUUACAUCCCGGGAACAGGUAUCUUAGCCUCUUACAUCGACGCCUCUACUGGAAAACUGAGUCCAGACUUCAACAACGCUCUCGGCAUGUAUUGCUGGGCCUGGUUCAUCCUCACCGUCAUCUUCACCAUCGCAGCCAUGCGGAGUUCCUGGGUGCUGUGGUUCACCUUGUUCUUCCUGGACAUUGAGCUUAUCCUUCUGGCUUGCGGCUACAUGCUAAACAGUCCGAAUACUCUCCUAGCCGCAAACUCUGUUGGUUUCGUGGUAGCUUUCUGUGCCUGUGAGUCUUUCCUGACAUCUGUACUCUCCACUUUAGGACGAUGA